AUGCUUGCAUCACAAUUACCAUUCGAAAUCACAAUCCACAUUUCAAAUUACCUUUCCACAAAAGACAGAAUCGAGUGUUCUCGUGUGUGUCAGGCCUGGGCAAUAGCCUUUCAAGAGUCACUCUGGGAUAGCAUCGUAAUAUCUGACAAGACAACCCUUAAUAACAUUUGCCACCCUGGAUCGGCCAUCUACCAGACAUAUCGAACCAAUGGCUGCUAUGUAAAGUCCCUCGACCUCGGUCUACGUCUCUUUGCAACCGACAAACAGCUGCACACCCUCCAGAACCAUUUCAAGAAUUUACAAUAUCUACGAACCCAAUGUAGCUCACUUUCGGCUACUGACUUUGGCACAAACGCUCCAAAUUGGUCCAUGUGGGGAACAUUAACUAAACUAGAGAUGAACCUGGGCUUUAUAAAGACUCCUCAUAUAAAAGCAAAACUUCUCGACAUACUUGCUUGCUUGCCACGAUUAGAACAAUUGCAUAUUGCCCAGGACUAUACCAGCAAGACCGUCCAAUUUACUUUGCGAGAUUUCGAAACACUUCAUGCAUCUUUACCACUACUCGAGCACCUGACAUUGGAUAUGGAAUCCCAAUUGAUAACAACCAGCGACCUAAAGCUCGUCCAAAAAAAUAUCACCCCGGCUACAAAACUCAAAAGCCUUGUAUUUACAGUCAACAGAUCAGGUCAUCGAUGGCUAUACUAUUUUGCUAUCAAGUAUCCAAAUAUCGACGGUCUGGCCACAAUAUCUUUUGAUGCCAGCGAAGGCAUAGAGACCACUAAAGCCGAGCUUAUGACCCUACUCGGUCGGAGGACACCUGAAAUUGGACUUGGACUUGGACCUGGAUCUCUGUUUCAAAAACUCGACAAGAUUCAGACAACAAUCUGCCAACAAUCGAGCCCACUUCAUUUUUGGAUAUGGAAAAAGAUUUACUCGGACUACCAUUUACCCCUCAAACAUCUGCAUUGCGCUAUCGAAGAAGUAUACGACAAGAGUAAUGUGGUCAAGAACACUUUUGAAGAUUGUAUCAACCCGUACAGCACCUCUCUGGAGACGCUGUUUAUACAGGUGUACGAGAAUGCAAUCACCACGGCCCCCUGGGCAAUAACGGAUUAUCUUGUGGACUAUAGAAACCUUGUCUAUUUGCGAAUCUACACCUCGGAUGCACCUAUACUUGUGGAUAUCAUUUUGGAUCGGUGUGUGGCCCUAAAGAGAUUGGGAGUCAGUACAAACUGGUUAUCUGUCGGUCAGUCAGCUUUAUCAUCUCUGUCAACAAGACUGACAUUACAUGGUCUUCGGAUGCUAGAGGUCUACAACUCGACCGUGUGUUCAAAGACAUUCAAGUACAUAUCUAUUCGUUGCAGGGAAUUGAAUUAUAUGUGCCUGGACUACACUGGCGUCACUGGCUAUGUUUCUAUCAAUACUGGAAAGCUUUCUAUCGACAUGCCAUACACUCAUUUCAAGACACUUCUCUUACGGCAUAUACGGUUUACGAGUUCAAGGGACGUUAAAGAGUGUGACCGGAAUGUCAAUCUGAUGGCUCUGUCUUUUAAAAACAACAAGGAUAACAAUGACGAUGAACUGGCAACACAAGGAGUGCAGGAAAUCAAGAAGAAGCCAAAGAAGAAGUUGACAGUGUGUUUGUCGAGUCGAUUCCCUUUUGUGUCUACAAAAAGAAAGGUGGUCGAGAACAUCAAGUCAAAGAAGGAUAGUAAAGUUGAGGAUUGUGGGAAGUCUAGCUGGUUCUAUACUACAUACAGUCUGAACAGCUAUUCUUUGUGGGAGUCAAAUGUUUCACGGUUAAAUGAAAAGGAGGUUGAGCGGGCGAGAGAAUAUUAUGACCGAUAUUCAUCAGAGAUCAGGUUCGUUCAAGAGACGACUAUCGGAGCAGGUGGAAAUAUCGAAGGCACCAGGGAAAAGUGGAAGAAAGAUCGGUUCCGUGGUUAUGCGGCAAUAAGGUGCGAUCGUAUAGAUGAAUACAUCAUCAAUACCAAUUUGAGAAGAGAUUGUUCAGAUUGGGAUUAUUUGUAUGAUGAGCUGGAUCAAUUAUAG
Phycomyces blakesleeanus NRRL 1555(-) is the source of this 2052-nucleotide messenger RNA. RefSeq lists its product as hypothetical. The transcript has a single exon. The record is from RefSeq and is a predicted model, not a curated record. The coding region runs from base 1 to 2052 and encodes 683 amino acids. NCBI's taxonomy places the organism in Eukaryota, Fungi, Mucoromycota, Mucoromycetes, Mucorales, Phycomycetaceae. Gene Ontology annotation, molecular function: protein binding.